Messenger RNA from Cladocopium goreaui, 2700 nucleotides. Lineage: Eukaryota; Dinophyceae; Suessiales; Symbiodiniaceae. The record is from the annotation of a GenBank genome assembly.
AUGUCGGAGUACUUCUCAUUCCGACGUCGACCAGGAGAAGGGAUUUCACAGUUCUUGGUGAGAGAAAGUUUAGGGUUUGAAGAGUUUCAAGAAGCGUUGGUUCAGUUGAAAGAAGAAAAAGAUGGAAUAGAUCCGAGUUCAAGGAAUUUCGGCUUACCAGACAUGUCUCCAAAAGGGGAUGAUGAUGAUCAAUGGGGUGAUUGGCGUCGAUGGCGCCAAUGGCAACCUCCUACAGAGGGUGGUGAUGCUUCUGUUGACCAAGAUGGGGAUCAUAGUCCAACAAGGGGUGAAGGGUAUAGACCUGUUCCUACUGUUGAACCUGAUUUGAGCCCUGCAGCGGCUUCAGUGCAUGGUCGGACGGUUCCUCCAGCAUCACAGCCUGGUUCUCCUACUCAGCAUGGUUCUCCUAUUCCUGGUGUUUUGGGUCCACUGGAUUCUUUCAUUUUGGAAGUGUUGCGUGGCUGGAGACUAUUGGUUGCGGCAUCCCUAUCCAAUGAAGAGUGGAGAGAUGUUUUGGCUGCUACUGGCAACAAGCUAGACUAUGUCAGCAUUUCGAAUUCCUUACAGACCUUGUGGGAUGAACAACUGGGUUCUUCACGACAUGCUAUGAUGGGACAACGUGCAUACAUGAACAACUGGCAUGAGCAAUGGGAUGUUUCUUCUGAUUGGCAUGAUACAUGGAGUGAUGAUUGGUAUUCAUGGGCUUCACAUGUGGCUGAACAUGCAUGGCCUGAAGCUGCCGCCGCUCAGGAAGAAACCUCCACUGCUGAUCAAGCUGAUGACCCAGCUGAUCCUGACCUUCAAGAAGCCUUGGAUGCAGAACGUCAGGCUGAAGCUUUGAUGUCAGAGGCCAGACGAACUUGGUCUCAGGCUCAACAGGCGACGGCCAUGUUGCGAAAAGAUAGGGGUUUUGGAAAAGCAUCUGGGAGUGCAUCUACAACUGACAAUAGGGGUUGCUUCAUUUGUGGCAGUUUUCAACACUAUUCACGAGAUUGUCCAGAUCGAGGUUUUCCCCAAAAAGGUCGUGGCAAGUAUUUGUCUCCUGCAGAACUAGAAUCCUAUCUGGUAGCUGGCAAAUCCAAAGGCAAGAAGGGUCAGCACAAAUCAAAAGAUGGCAUGUGGAUGGAAGAUUAUUCCUAUGAUGCAUAUCCAUUGCAAAAGGGUAAGUCCGGAAAAGGGUAUGGCAAACCAAAGGGCAAACCUUCCACUGUGAACAUGUAUAACAUGGAUUACUAUGGUUUGGAGAUGAUGGAUGAUUUUCACAUUGGUGAUUUUACAAUGGAUUGUUUUCCCCUGGAACUCUAUGCGGCUUCCGAUUCCGUUCAACAAUCAGUACCUACGAUUCCUCUGGGUUCUGGUAUGCUGGAUUGUGGGGCGACGGCAUCAGCGGGUCCUGAAGCCUCCAUCAAAGCAUUGUUGGGACAUCUUCGUCAACAAGAUCCAAAUAUUCUGGUUUCAUUGAACUAUGACAAGUGUCCAUUUUUCAGGUAUGGUAGCGGCAGUUGGGGACAAGCAUUGCAUCAGGUGACUAUCACUUCAUCAUCCAAUUCAUCGAGGUUUUUCAUGGCAUAUGCUUUACCCAAUCCAAAGGACUACGGACAACCCUGGUUUCAUGAAGGGAUGCUGGUUCCGAUAUUGGUAGGAAUGGACUUUCUCUCCAAGGUAGGCCUCAUUCUUGACUUUUGUGAUGGACAUGCGGUACAUGCCAAAGAUCCAGAUCCCACUCCAUACUACAUGCUCAAGAAUGUAAAGGGUCACUUCAUGGUGAACAUUGCGGAGUACAUCUGUGGUUCCACCGGCUCCGAGGCGUCCACUGGUCAUCAAGAGCACUUCACUUUGGAGGCGACUCGACCGGUUGAGGACAGUGAUGUGGGUUGGUUUGAACUUGGUCCCAUGGAACUAUGUGGCAUGGAUGAUACAAUGCAUGAAGUUUCAAUACAUGAUCAAGAACAUGAGCAUGGUGAUGAAAUGAAACCUCUUUUUCAGUACAUGUUGAACCGAAGAAUCAAGCUGAACCAGAACCAAGCUUCCUCUUCCAGAGAUCUUUCCACUCAACUUCCACGACUGCGAAUGCCUCCAAAGACCUCUUCGACAAAGAGCUCCAAAGCAGCACCCUUGGAUCACACCAAGGAGAAGGGAUGGCAUCAUACAGAUCCCCGUGGCGAUCCCAAUUCAUGGCCUUGUUAUGGAGAACACGGGAUGUUUCAAGAAGGGUCGAACGCCUAUGCAAAGUGGGCAGAUUGCAAAGCCUGCGGACUGAGGCUGUCUUAUGUCCCGAGAGAGGGCUACUCCGGCAGCACCAGCAAAGUGGAGGAUCCGAAGGUGAUCACCAUGGCCUUGAACCUUCUCAAGCAGGAUGUCAAAGCACAGCAUUGCACAGCGCCGAUGGUGAAGCUGGCAAUGGAGAUCUACAAAGACCAAUCCAAGCUGGAAGCCAUGGAGAAGCAAUUCCACAUGCUGCAGCAGCAGGUGACCCAGAACAUGGCCAAGUACAAGAUCAUGACCAAGCAAGCUUGGGAAAGCCCUGCAACGAGCUCUACUACAAGUCUCAAUGCGGAGGAGAUCUUGAAGCAAAUGUCCUCGGAGGAGAUCCAACGCCUCCAGGAAUUGGCUGCCCAGAGGAAAGCCGAAGCAGAGAGGGAGGAGGAGGAACCGGAUAUGGAGUUGGUUCAAUCACGGAGCCAACCAGAGACAAGUUAG